Messenger RNA from Gryllus bimaculatus (two-spotted cricket), 7373 nucleotides. The record is from the annotation of a GenBank genome assembly. Lineage: Eukaryota; Metazoa; Arthropoda; Insecta; Orthoptera; Gryllidae.
AUGCUGAUGGCAUUUCGAGUCCGAAAAUUUCAUUCUCUCUUUCUUGGCUUCAUUGGGUUGUGUUUAGUUGCAUACUCUUCAUACUACUCCAGUCCUGGAUUAUUAUUCUUGGAAAAUACAGUUCUAGGAAAUGACAGGUCCGAUGCUUUGUCUACGAAAGUCAGCUCAGUUUCCAUUACUACUCCCAAAGUAAAAAAUAUGACAGUUCAGGCAAACAAUGAAGAAAUUCAUCAUGUCAUUACAUCAACUGCUGUUGCUCAACCUAUUGAUUUGGUUGUUACACCAGAGAAUAUCACAACGAAUAUCAGUGCACAUCACUCUUCAGUCCAGAAUGCUGUACAGACUCCUGUGAAAUCUCAGGCACCUGUUGCAUCUGCUUCUGCCUCAGCUACAGUUAUAACAGUUGCAGCUGCAGCAGGUGUGCCAGCAGCUGCUUCACCUGCAGUAGCAAAUCCUGCAACUGCAGCAGAUGCUGUUGGCAAAGCAAUACCAACUCGAAAGAUAUAUGAACAUGGUUUCCAGGUUCCAGGCCCAAUGUUAUGUCCUGAUAAUGGAGAAAGAAUUCAACUUCUAAUAAUUGUGACAUCUGCACCUUCUCACAGGGAAGCUCGGUUUGCAAUUCGUUAUACUUGGGGCAAUUUUCGACAGAGAAAAGAUGUGUCAAUUGGAUUUCUUGUGGGGUCUGUUAGUGAUAUUCACAAACAAGAACUCUUGAAUGUGGAAAUUGAUACUUACAAUGAUGUUAUUCAAUCGAAGUUCCUGGACAGUUAUAACAAUUUGACUCUCAAGACUCUAUCUUUAUUGGAAUGGGUAGACACUUAUUGUAGCAAAGCAAAAUUUGUUCUCAAAACAGAUGAUGAUAUGUUUAUUAAUGUACCUCGUCUUCUUGCAUUUAUUGAUAAACACAAUAAUGACAAGAGAACUAUUUUUGGAAGACUUGCUAAAAAAUGGAAGCCAAUUCGCAACAAGGCAUCUAAGUAUUAUGUAUCAUUGGAUCAGUACAAACCACCAAUUUUUCCUGAUUUUACCACUGGGCCAGCUUACCUCAUCACAAGUGACAUAAUUCAUGACCUCUAUGUAACAGCUUUAAAUAAAACAUACUUGAAAUUGGAGGAUGUUUUCCUUACAGGAAUUGUUGCCCAAGAAAUGAAAGUAAGAAGAAUACAUGUUAGUGAAUUCCUCAACAAAAGGAUUUCUUUGAAUGCAUGCAGUAUCCAAAAAGGAAUAAGUAUACACAUGAUAAAAUACCAUGAACAGUUUGAUUUGUGGAAGAAGCUUUUAGAUGGUAAAUCAAAGUGUAGUUAGGGAAAGUGAUGUAAAAGCAAAAUGUGGUGUUUUCAAGUGACAUGUAUACGAGAACUAAUUCCAAAUAUGUAUUUGAUUCUGAAGUUGUUAUAGGUUUCUGUGAUGCACAUUUGCAAUUAUACUCAAUAGACUAAUUUUAACAUUGUAUUUUUAAGGCUUUUGACAGGUAAGAAAUGCUUCAUUUAGAAUACAGCAAUAGAGCCAAGAAUUUCAGCAAUGCACAAUACUAAAAAUAAUAUUUUCAUAUAACUUGUAACUAUUAUAUCUGUAACUUUUUUGUUAGUUACAUUUUGCUGAUAAGUAUUGUAAAUCAACUUGUGAUUCCUUUAAAAAUGAUUGAUAAUGAUAAUUUUUUGCUUUUAUAUCUGUAGAUUCAAGCAUUUUCACAACAUACCAUUAGUAUCACAACCAUCAUGCAAAUUCAACAGCAUAAAGUAAUAAUUGCAUUACAUUCAGGUCCAUUAAAAGUUUCCAAGACACCUCUGUAACACCUCAUGUUAAGAUACAUUUUUAGAGUAGACUAAUGAGCCAAUAACCGUGCAACAGUGACUCCUAGUGAUUCAGAUGUGAUAGUUGUAAAAGCAAUAUGUUUUGAUAACCAAGAUAGUUUCGUGGUGUAAAAGAAAAUUAAAUUUGUACAGAUAUCUUGAGCAAAAUUUGUAGACCCAUUUAAACAGAAUGUUGUCAUAAGUGAGAAAGUUUUCAUUUCACUAUAAGGAAAUUUAUGGAUGCCUGGAAAUGUUUGUUAACAUAAUAAAUGUGUUCAAGCAAGCAUUUUCAGUCAAUCUGCAUGUAUCAGGAAAUAAUUUGUUGGAAAACACUGGUUUUCUAGAUAACAGACUGAUAUUUUCAGAACUAUUUCUAAUUAACUACUUUUUUAAAAUUAAUUUCUAGAAAAUUUCAUUUUUUGUUUGCAUGGUGUGAUCAUGUUUAAGUGGUACUUUUGGACAUCUAAGAAAUAAUUUUAGUCAAUGACACUAAUAUAUGUAAAAUGAGAGUGGUGUAAUCUUUAACCAAUCAGAAUAUUGUUAAUGGAAAUGGUAACAACCUUUUCUUUGAAAUGGGAUAUACUAUUAAUACAUUCAGUAAGUAAGAAGUUUAGCAUUUUUGUUAAAAUUUAUUAGCAAACAACCAUUCAUUGGCUCUCAAAACCAUCAUGAGUGAUCAUUGUUAAACAAUGUUUUUAGAUCCACUGACACUGAUUGGUGUCAGAAUUUUCUAAACUCUGGAAGACAGAAUAAUGGACAUAUGACAACAUAUUUUCUUCUGCUCACAUUCCAGAAAAUGGAAUCUGUUCAUCAGAUUUUGAUGGACAAUAUUUAUUUACCACUAUUUCAUAAAGAAUAUUUUUUUGGUACUCAUUACUAUGCUAAAGAUCAGCUUGUAUUUUUAGAUAGUUUGAGUCUAGAUAUUGUGAUUUUACUAAUAACAUCAAGAAUUAUUUGUAAUAAGACAUAUCUAUGGUAAUGAAAUCGUUGUUGAAAUGAAUGCCGAAUUGAAAUGGCAAAUACUAGAAUUGAAAUUACAUUUAUACCACUGAAGAAACAAUUUUGAGUAUCAUUCACAUUACUUGUUGGGCUUUAUGAACAACUUUAACAUGCUGUUUUAUUUAUUAUUCUCAAAACCCCAAACUCUCCCUAGAAACAUGAAGCCACUAGAAGAGAUUCUGAAUAACUUUUUGUAAGAUUUAAGAACACAUGAUCCAAUUUGCAAACAUUUUUUUCUGAAAAACACAGGAUGCCUUUAAUUCUUAGUGUUCAUUUGUAUUCUUUAGGUUUACACAUUUUUAAUAUACUGAUGAGGAUCAUAGGUGAAGGCCCAAAUUAAUUCAUGUACACAUAACCCUUGAUGACUUAAUGUCAGAUUAUCAGUUUACAUUUCAGGUAAUCCCCUUAGCUAAAUAAGAAGUGAAAACAGCAACUUUAUUGUAUGUCUAUUCAAAUAACUCGUCAAGCAAUGUAGCAAGGCCCAAGAUGGGUGCCAUUGUUAAUUUUUUGCGUGUCAUAUACGAUUAUCCCUUUGUAUGUUGUGUUCAUUUCAAGGAAACGAAAAUAUUUUACCGUAAAUUUUGAUUAAAAAAUGUUUGGUGUAGACUUGGCUAGUUUGAGACUUGCACUGUUGACCAAAUAUUCCAUCACAAAAUCACUGUUGCUAGAUGUUCUAGAUUAUUUACAGGUUGUUGCAAAAUCCUUACAUUGAUCCUGCAUUUUGUAUCCCCUAUAUAUGCGUGAAAAAUAUUUCAUAUAUGUAUGUUGACUUUUUAAGAUUUCAGUAGCUAAAAGAUGUUCGGAUGGUACUUGUUACAAUUGUUAAGAUUUCGAUUUUUAAAAUGUAUUUGUUUAAAAUUUGUUUUCCAUUCUUAUUUGAAACAAUUUAUUUUAGGUGGCUUGUUUACUUCCAUGUGGUUCUUUGGCUUAUAGUAAUCAGUUGUCCAUGUGAGUUUUUUUUAAAGUAUGUCCUGUUAUAUAUUUAAAUUAACUAGGUCACGAAACAAAGAAUUUUUAUUUUGUUUUCAGUGGGCCGAAAAUAAUUAGGAGAAUUCUGUACGACAUUUCAGUUGUAAUUCUAAAUACAUUUGAUAGUAUGUGUAGCUUGUAACAAGCAAUAUAUUUGUAUUUUUAGUGGUCUAAUUUCUAGUUGCACUUGUCACAAGAAAGAUUAUUUUCUGGAAUUAAUAAUUGGGUUUCCCAUUCUAGUGAUAUAGUGAUAAAUGGGCUGUGAUGUUAUCUACUACCCCUCAAGUGCCAUUGCUUUGAGACUGGCAACUUCAUAGUUUUCAUUUGUCUUAAAGAGAUAAGAGAAAAUAUCACCAUAUUGUCCAUGUAUCUGUUGUUUAUAGCGAAGUUAAAUCCUUUAUUUCAAAUACAGUAGAACUUCCUCAAUGUGGAAUGUUUAUAGUGUUUGUCCAAUGUGAACAUAAACCAUAGUCCAGGUAAAUGUAAACUCUAAGGUAUUAAAUUGUGUAUCACGGAAUCUUGACUAAUACCAGAAAAAAUACUGGCCCCUUGAUCAAGUUUUACUGUAUACUGGACAGAAUAUUUUUGAAAUACAAUGUAUUCACACUUCAUUUCAGAAAGCUUAUUUAAUUUUAACAUUCAGAGUACAACAUAUAAUUUAGUUUACAAAUCAUUUUUUAAACAUGGUAAAUAAUAACUUGUCUCUUUAAAACCAUAGUUAGAUAUUUAGAGAUAUGUACAUGCUGUUGAACUUGCAUAGUUUUAGAUAGGAUGGUCUUGACUGAAUCCAUAACACAGACUCAAAUAAACAAUUUGUUUCAUGAUAGACUUUACUGAAUGAUGUGUGUUCGAGACUGAGCAAUCAUUUUGUCUUUCGAAUCUUGCGAACAUUAGCAUGUAAAUUUGUGAAUCAGUGUUUGCACAAUGUUACUCUGCUGGUUGCUCAUUAGAAAGAUUAAGUAUUUUUAGCCUUGUAAGAAAUAAGCAUCUAUUUUGUAGUUGCUUGUUGAAUGUACUUAAUUUUGUCAGUGUUUGUGAAUUAUUUAAUAUUUUGUUCCUAUUAUUAGUUGGUGCAAGAAUCUAUAAUUCUACAUUCUAAAUGCGUAUGUUUUAUAGUUUGUGGUAGAAAUGGUUUUAGUUGCAGUAUUUAAAAUAUUUCUUCUCCUUUACAGGAAAACAAAAUGUAGUAUGUAAUUCAAAAGACACAAUUUUUUUGUGAUUUCUAUGGUACAUUCCUAUGUAUAUCCUAAUCAUCUUUUACAAAAUGUAUGUGUCAGUAUUGACAUUUUGCGUAAUUUAUUCAAAUUGAAGUGUAUGAUAUGUUUAAUGAUUCAUCUCUGCAUCAUCAUUUUCAGAUAUAUUUAUGAAUAAUAUGGUGCUAUUUUUACAUGUAACGAUUGUUCAUUGUUGUAUCAGUGUAAUUUUUUAUGUUAAUCCUUAUACUAGUGAGUAAUUAUUAAUAUAAGCAUUGCAAAGUAGUAACGAGUAGUGGUGGCGCCAAGGAAAUGCAGGACAUUUUGUGCUAGGUGUCUGUUGCAUUACAAGCACUAAUGAAAAUAAUUGUAUUGCUACAAAUGUGGAGAUACUUGAAGUGCAGUUUGAUAUCUAGAUUGAUUCUGCCUUACCCUGGUGCCAACUUUACUCACAGCACUAUGUAGAUUUUUUAGAGGUGGAUUUGCAGGAUAGAUGAAAAGGGGUUGAGGAUGUAUUCUUCUACAAAUGAGUUUGCUGCAGGACUAUAGCUGUUAAAUACAAUGUACCUGUUGUUGUAUGACUAUGCAGUGGUUGUUGCUUCACAGAAACCCGGUAUUUUAGCAUUUUGGUAUCUUUGUAUUGGUCUUCCUGGAGAUAAGGUUAAAACUGCUUUGGACACUUGUGAAGAAAUAAUUGCAAUGGGGAGAGCUCAAAGAGCUUGUUUAUAUUUUUGUUUACCUUCAAGUAUGUUGACUUCUACAUGGAAGUUAAUGCGAAACCUUGAUUGUUAGUCAUUUAUCAUAAAAUACUCAUUUAUGGUAGUUGGUUUUCUUUGCCUUUUAUAUUUGGUAUAUUUAUUUUGACAUAAAUCCAUCUUAUCAAUGUUAUUUCUGUGAUUUGUUUUGAUAUUAUUUCAGUAACAGAAAACAGUAUAUUCUAGCUGGCUAGACUCGGUAUGAUUGCAGCUAUAAAAUAAUGUUAAAGACUUUAGCUGUGUUACUUUUCUUGUUCUAGCGCAAAUUCCUAUUCUAGUAUUAAUAUUAUUAUUCCAUGUUAAAAAAUGUAAUUAUUCACAUUUAAAGGCUGAAAAUUUGUUUAUAUUAAGUGAUGAAUAAGUACAUUUUGUCUCAUUCUAAUAUUCACUGCUCUAAAGAAAGUAUACAACCGUUCACUCUUUCCUCAUUGUUGUUUAUGUGCAUUAGGCCUUUCCAACUCUCAUAUUUUUGUUCUUUAUCAUAAUUUUUUAGUAUGUUGUUUCUUCUAUUCUUUCUUAUCCUGAUGCAUGUUGUAUGUUUUGAAAACUUCUGUUUGUAUUUAUUAUAAAAUAUUCACUUUGUUCCUCUUGCUUUUAAAUAUUUAUAUUUCUAUGUAUGUUUUCUUAGCACUGCCAGUUGUCAUUGGAUGUUGCAGAACAUUUCAUUUUAUGUACUGUACACACAUUGUACAUCCUUGACAUGCUAAUUGCGUACAAUCCUGUAGUAUUUCUUUUUGUGAUAGGAGUGUGAUAAAUUAUAAUACUUUAGUUCCUUUCAUUGUAAGAAAAGGCAUUUUUUUAAAUAGAACUUGCUUCUGAAUGCAUGAAGUUUUGAAUUUAAAUGUCAUUUUCUCAAUGCUUUUUAGAGAGGUAUUAGAAAUGCAUUAGCAAGAUUAUUUGGGAGAGAGCUGUAGAAAUAUAUGUGCAGGAGAAUGUAUGAUUGUAAUUUAUUUAAGAUUUGUUGUGUGUUGGUCAUUUAAUAUUUCAAUGUUUAUAAUAUCCAAUAUGAAUUAUGAAUUUAUUUCACUUAUUUUCACAAGGUGUUAGGUGACAUUUCAAUGUCAUCAAGUUUCUAAUUUUUCAACUUUCCUCUUUUCAUUUUGGAUACUCAAUAUUACAAAUUCCUAAUGACAUAAACACAAAUUCUUGCCAUAUGUGCGUUGUGCAAUAUCUUUGAAUUGUUUUCCUGAUUCUUUUUCCUCAAAUUUUCAGAAUGGCUUACCAGAUGGUAUUCGCCAAGUCUUAAGCAUCAACGUAAUUUCCUCAAAGGGAUUCGAAGCAUCUCACAGAUAGUGUAUUCUGCACGUAUUGUUCGUAAUUUAGGUUCUGAGUUUCUUGGGAAAUAAGAGAAUGCCUAGUAUUUGCAUAAGAAAUGCUUAUCAGAGAUUGGUAAUCUCUUUUCAAAUCCAGAAGACAGGCUGGUGGUUUACUAGAUACUACACAAAUAUAUUGUAUGAUAAUUGUAUUUUGUUUUGAUGAUGACAUUAAAAUACAAGCAUCUGCCACUGAAUGAAAAAGCUGUUGUACCUAUUUAUUAAUAUUUCUCUCCAAUUCACUGGUUCCCUCACUUGAAAAAUACAAGUGAAUUUGCAUUUUUAACUGUCCCUGGACAAUAAGUGAAAUGUCUCGCUGUUGCCAUAUCAAGUGAAGUUAUAUUUUUCUUG